ACUUCCUCCCUCUGUAGAACAGAACAAUACCAGAAAGUUCUAUCUCAACGGACGUAGCUUUUUCAUUUUUCUUUUUUCCUUCUCUUCUCCGCUUAAAGUGAGCCGAUUCAUUAACCUGCACUAUGAGCUUACUUGACAAGCUCUGGGAUGAUACCGUUGCCGGUCCCCGGCCAGAUAAUGGCCUCGGGAAACUCCGGAAGUAUUCUACGUUUAGUCCACGUUCAAAUUCCGGCAAGGAAACAGAAGUUUCGACACCGAGAUCCUUCACUGAGGAAGCAACUGAAGAUGCGGUGAAGGUGACGAGAAGUAUCAUGAUAGUAAAGCCUUCCGGGAGUCAGAAUAGAGAUUCACCUCCCGUUUCUCCGGCCGGUACUACUCCGGUAUCUCCUUUUGCCGGUUCCGCUGGAAAAGAAGCAUUUCGGUUCCGCCGACGAUCAGCGUCAUUUGCAUACGAGAAUGCCAGUGGGGUUGGACCCAGAAGCCCUCGUCCUCCUUACGACCUGUGAUAUAUAGUCGGGUUUUCUUUGUUUUUUUUUUUACCCCUCUUGAGGCGUCUGAAUGUAGUAGCUAGUCGACAUCCUCGACGUGUUCCUGGUUGAGAAUGUUGUUUUGUGUGGACUUGUGGAAGGUGCUGUUUUGUGUGCUUAUAAUUUUGUAAAUAGUGUUAGUGGUUUUUGUUCUAGCGGAUGAUUCGACGAAGGUUUAGCUUAAGAUGUAAGCGUCAAAGUUCGUCAUGUAUUCUGCUUUGUAUUACGAGUUUUCCCUUAAUGUUAUUUUGGUUUCCUUA
Solanum dulcamara is the source of this 787-nucleotide messenger RNA. RefSeq names its product dormancy-associated protein homolog 3. The coding region runs from base 123 to 506 and encodes 127 amino acids. Lineage: Eukaryota; Viridiplantae; Streptophyta; Magnoliopsida; Solanales; Solanaceae. The transcript is spliced from 3 exons. The record is from RefSeq and is a predicted model, not a curated record.